This is a messenger RNA of Pseudovirgaria hyperparasitica, 1320 nucleotides long. Its product is annotated as Actin/actin-like protein. Gene Ontology annotation, molecular function: actin filament binding. Gene Ontology annotation, cellular component: actin cortical patch; Arp2/3 protein complex. Lineage: Eukaryota; Fungi; Ascomycota; Dothideomycetes; Acrospermales; Acrospermaceae. The transcript is spliced from 6 exons. Gene Ontology annotation, biological process: Arp2/3 complex-mediated actin nucleation. The record is from RefSeq and is a predicted model, not a curated record. The coding region runs from base 1 to 1320 and encodes 439 amino acids.
AUGGCACCCCAAACUCCGGCCGUUGUCAUGGACAACGGUACGGGGUACUCGAAGCUAGGCUUUGCCGGAAAUGACUCCCCGUCGUUCGUCUUCCCCACAGCUAUUGCAACAAAAGGCCCUGCUGGAGGCUCUGGAGGCUCUGGUUCAGGUCGACCAGCUGUGGCCAACAAACCCUCGUUUCUUACAGGGGGCGCUGGACAGGGUGGUAAUCUAUCAGGAAAGAGGGGCACGGAAGAUUUGGACUUCUUCAUUGGCGACGAGGCUCUCGCUGCUUCCGCAGGACCCGGGUACGGUAUACACUAUCCUAUACGGCAUGGUCAAGUAGAGAACUGGGAUCAUAUGGAGCGUUUCUGGUCCAAUUCUAUUUUCAAGUAUCUUCGGGUUGAGCCAGAAGACCACUACUUCCUACUGACCGAGCCGCCUCUUAAUCCUCCUGAAAAUCGUGAGGCUACGGCUGAGAUCAUGUUCGAGUCGUUCAACGUCGCUGGUCUUUAUAUUGCUGUUCAGGCAGUGCUAGCUCUAGCGGCAUCUUGGACCUCUUCAAAAGUCCAAGAUCGCUCCUUGACAGGCACCGUAAUCGACUCUGGUGAGGGUGUAACUCAUGUCAUCCCUGUUGCCGAAGGUUACGUAAUUGCCUCAUCGAUUAAGAGUGUUCCCAUUGCUGGACGUGAUAUUACAUACUUUGUUCAAUCACUCCUGCGUGACCGUGGCGAGCCAGACAGCAGCUUGAAGACCGCCGAGCGCAUCAAGGAGGAAUUCUGUUAUGUUUCCCCGGAUAUCGUAAAGGAAUUCGCACGCUUCGAUCGGGAACCUGACCGUUUCGUGAAACACACAGUCACGCAACCGAACGGCAGAGCGGUGACAGUCGAUGUCGGCUACGAGCGAUUCCUAGCGCCCGAGAUAUUCUUCAACCCAGAAAUCUACUCGUCCGACUUCCUUACUCCAUUACCGAACAUCGUCGAUACCGUCAUUCAGUCCAGUCCGAUAGACGUACGGCGCGGUCUUUACAAGAAUAUUGUGCUGAGCGGAGGCUCCACUCUCUACAAAGACUUCGGGCGACGACUACAAAGGGAUAUCAAGCACAUGGUAGAAGGCCGUAUCAAGGCGUCGGAAGUCAGGAGCGGAGGAGCCAAGAGUGGUGGCCUAGAUGUGCAAGUAAUCACUCACAAGCGACAAAGGCAUGGUCCUUGGUUUGGAGGGAGCUUGCUAGGCCAGACGCCAGAAUUUCGAAGCUACUGCCAUACUAAGGCCGAAUAUGACGAGAUAGGUCCAAGCAUUGUGCGAAGAUUUGCCCUCCUCGGUGGCCCAGGAAGUUCAUAG